UGCUAAAGGGAUGACUUGUGAUUUAAUUUUGUUGUAAAUAAUGACAGAGUUUAUUUCUAAGAAUGAGUUGAGCUUUGUCCAUUUGUGUUGUGAUGUUUGGCUUUAGAAACUUUUUGUUCAAGUGCUGCUGGCGACGAGGCGAAAUGCACACGGCCAGUGCAGAGGGACAGUACCGAGGCACCAACGGCUCCACCCACGGCCGUGACAAGGUCGCCAUCUUGGAUGCCGGCUCGCAGUAUGGGAAGGUGAUAGACCGCCGCGUGCGCGAGUUAUGCGUGGAAUCAGACAUAUUGCCUUUGGACACGCCCGCCUACCAUCUCAAGGAGGCCGGGUACCGCGCCAUCAUCAUAUCGGGCGGGCCCAACUCGGUGUAUGCAGAGGACGCGCCUAGAUACGAUGCGGACAUAUUCAAGAUCGGCUUGCCGGUGCUUGGUAUAUGCUACGGCAUGCAGAUGUUGAACAAGGAGUUUGGCGGGUCCGUGCUCCGUAAGGAAGCCCGCGAGGACGGCCAGUACGAAGUCGAGGUGGAAACCACUUGUCCCCUCUUCAAUCGCCUAGAGAAGCUGCAGCCAGUGCUGUUGACACACGGCGACAGCGUCCAAAAAGUGGGCGAGAGGUUCCGCGUGGGCGCGCAGUCGUCCAACCACCUGAUCGCGGCCAUCUACAACGAGCAGAUGCGGCUUUAUGGCGUGCAGUUUCACCCUGAGGUGGACCUAACCCCCAAAGGCAAGCAGAUGCUAUCGAACUUCUUGUUCGACAUCGCCGGGCUGUCGCGAACGUUCACGCUGCGCUCGCGCCGCGAGGCAUGCAUACAGUACAUACGGGAUACUGUGGGAGAGAACAACAAAGUUCUGGUGUUGGUGAGCGGCGGCGUAGACUCCACCGUGUGCGCCGCGCUGAUCAGAACAGCCCUGCGGGAGGACCAGGUCAUCGCCCUACACAUAGACAAUGGAUUCAUGCGUAAAAACGAAAGCAGCAAAGUGGAAAGGUGUCUUCGGGAUCUUGGAGUACGUCUACACGUCGUCAACGCUGCACAUCAGUUCCGGCAAGGCAGCACGGUGGUCCGCGAAGCAGGCGGUCGCACGCGUCACACUCCCUUGUUAUGCCACACCGCCGCGCCCGAAGACAAGCGCAAGAUCAUAGGAGACGUGUUCAUCCGCGUCGCCGAGCAGGCCGUGCGCGACCUCGAGCUGCAGGAGGACCAAGUGCUCCUAGGCCAAGGCACUCUCCGGCCGGACUUGAUCGAGUCGGCAUCAGCUUUGUGCAGCAACAACGCCGCCACCAUCAAGACGCACCACAACGACACAGAGCUCGUCCGUCUGCUUAGACAGCGCGGCCGCGUCGUCGAGCCGCUCAAGGACUUCCACAAGGACGAGGUGCGAGCGUUGGGUGUGGAGCUUGGGCUGCCGGCGGCGCUGGUGGAGCGGCACCCGUUCCCGGGGCCCGGGCUGGCCGUGCGCGUGCUGUGCCAGGACGAGCCCUACGCCGAGCGGGACUUCGCCGAGACACAGGUGAUAGUGAAGAUAAUGGUGGAAUACGCAUCGAUGUGCGUGAAGUCGCACGCGCUGCUCGGCCGCGUCGUCAACGCCAGCACGCCGCUCGAGCAGCAGGAGCUCAAGCGCAUCUCCUCCAAGUCGCAGGUGGCUGCCACAUUAUUGCCGCUAAGGACCGUGGGAGUGCAAGGUGACUGCCGGACAUAUAGUUACGCGGUGGCGCUGUCGACGGAGCGCUACCCGCCGGACUGGGCCGAUAUGCAUUACUUGGCUAAGCUCAUCCCGCGCGUCUGCCACAACGUCAACAGGGUCUGCUACGCCUUCGGCGGCAUCAUCAAGGAGCAGGUGACGGAUAUCACGCCCACCUUCCUAUCGCAGCAGGUCGUGUCUACCAUCCGCCAGGCAGACGACAUCGCGACACAGGUGUUGAUAUCAAGCGGUUACGCCGGGCGUAUCGCCCAAAUGCCCGUCGUGCUCAUCCCGAUCCACUUCGACCGCGACGCCGCGGUCCGCGCGGCCUCGUGCCAGCGCUCGCUCGUGCUACGGCCCUUCCUGUCCGCAGACUUCAUGACUGGCGUCGCAGCUCUGCCAGGAUCAGCCGCCAUGCCGCAAGACGUGGUGGACCGAAUGCGCAAGGAACUGCAGUCGGUGCCGGGCAUCUCUCGCGUGCUGUAUGACCUGACGCCGAAGCCUCCCGCCACCACCGAGUGGGAAUGAUGACGCGACGCAUUUUGUACCUUUUUUUACUGAACGAACGCACCGCACGCAGUGGUCCCUCUCCGUUCAUUCCGUUCCGUUCACAGGCUGCGGUCUCGGCUGAAGUUCAGAUCGGUUUUUUUUAAUUCGCUAAGGCCAAGGUGAAAAACCGUGCCGUCCGUUGACUAUAUGCGCAAAUCUGUCGAGUUAUAAAAAUAUAAAACCUAGAUUCUACUCGGUCUUUUUCACUCGUGUCGGUAAGAUGGAAGAGAGGUGGAUGACCUGAUAUUAGUUUUGCGGGUAGAGCAACUUCCUUUUACAAUAUGACCAUGACAUAACGUCAAACAUCCGUGAUUUCAUAACCUGUAGGUACAAUACAAAAAUAUAAUGAAUUAUUUGUUAUUGAUGAAUAAAUGUAUUGCAUUCAAUUCUUCCAUUAGAUAAAUUGUUUCCAAUUAGAUAUUUUAAAUUCGUUACCCACAAGUAGCCUUAUGAGGAUAGAAACUUCACACUUAUAAAACAGACUGUUUCUAUCAUGCGCACGAAAUGCUAGCACUUACCAUACGUUACGAUCAUUUGAAGGUAAAUAGACCGCAGCCAAUCAGUCCUAUAAGGCCUAGUCUCUAUCAUUGCGUUGAACUAGGAAAAUAGGGAAUUUGUAGCAAUAAAAUAUAUGGCUAGGAAUAGAUCGCCAAACCGCACAUGAUUGAGACGAGGCCGUUAGCGCUACAUCAACCAGUUAUGUUAGGUUUUGAUUUGGUUAGGUGAAAAACUUCUCAAAUCUAAACAAUUAGGUAUCGAUCAGACAUUUUUACUGUCAAUUACUAACAUUUGGCAAUCACGAAACAACCUACCUCGUAAAAGCACAGCGUGAAGACACUGUUUGUUAUUUUGUAAGGGAUUUGUACAUAAUCGUUUAUCUGAGGCUACUCGAUAUCUGUGUGUACCAUUGGAGUUUUAAUUGGUAAAUUGUUAGAAAAUAAAGUGCCUAAUUCUUUAUAGCACUUCUGGCGUGCAAAUAUGCGAUCUCGCCAAUCGCCAUUUCUCUUUAAUAUUAUAAUCUACUUCCCUAGGAAAUGCCAGUUCGCGAGAUUCGGGGAUAGUACGCUAGCCUUUCUAAUUCUUCCAUACAAAAUAAUGGUUUUAUUUUUCAAUUUUUUUAUGUGAAAAGUCGCCCCCGCUCAGGCAUAUUCUAUGAAAUGAAUGCAAUUUUAGUAAAUGUUUGUAAUUAUCACUAUGAUAUCUUAGCAAUAUAAUCAUUUAGUUUGCCUGAAUGGGGUUUAAACGCUUAACUAAUUUUGUAACACAUUUGUAUAUUGCCACAUUUUGGACCACUGCUUGUAUAAUGAAGUUUUGUAAAUACAUUUCUGUAACACAUGAUACAUUGGUGUCGCAUGUUGUUGUUAGCUCCACUGAUCGGUUUUGUAACAUGUAUGUAGUAAUUUAUUGUCAAAGGCUGUGUAAAAUUUUAUAAAAAGCCCAAGAUUAUUCCGCGCGACAAGGUUAUUAUAAUGAAUCUUGUAAAUCGAAGACACUGUUUUAUGGAAUGGUUCAGUGUUAUUGACUGGAAGUUUCAUAAUAAAAUUAUAUUAUGCUUUAUUUUCA
Ostrinia nubilalis (European corn borer) is the source of this 3794-nucleotide messenger RNA. It is a transcript of the gene bur, whose product is annotated as GMP synthase [glutamine-hydrolyzing]. Gene Ontology annotation, biological process: GMP biosynthetic process. The transcript has 17 exons. Gene Ontology annotation, cellular component: cytosol. The coding region runs from base 93 to 2210 and encodes 705 amino acids. Gene Ontology annotation, molecular function: GMP synthase activity; GMP synthase (glutamine-hydrolyzing) activity; ATP binding. Lineage: Eukaryota; Metazoa; Arthropoda; Insecta; Lepidoptera; Crambidae. The record is from RefSeq and is a predicted model, not a curated record.